CAGUCUGAACAAAAGAGAACUGCUCAUUUUAGUUCACAGGAUGAGAAGGAAGAACGAUAAUGACCGUUUUGUCGGCGGGCGACUGGUGAGCAUGAAAUAAUCCGUUUCCCCACUCAGAGUUGAGCUUCUCGCUGUCUUCUCCAAUGAGCUGCGUCAGCAUGAGCAUCGAUACUAAUUUCAAUGGGGCACUCUUAGAAAAUUUCCCUUCAAGUUGGUAACCACUAGGCUGAGAGCAUGCGUGGUCAUGAAUCUUGGAAGAAGAUCAGAUGCUCAAUCCAGCGAACCAAUUACUGGGUCGAUUACUCGAUCCAGUCCCAUUCACACUACUGAUCAUGAAACUAAACGUUCGUAUUUUGCCAUCUUUCUCGCUCUUGAUCUCUUGAGACAUCCCCAACAAACAUAGCCGUCGGAGGCAUUGGCUCGGCCAAUUACUCAAAGAUCUGGGACUAGGAUACAACCAUUUUGAUAGUUUUGAGAAGGGGAUCAAUUAUUUGAGUUGAAAUCAGUAAGUCCUGUUAGUUCCGCAUAUUCAACCACACAAUCUGGAGCGAUGUGAUCGUCACACAAGCAACACAACAAAAUCAGUCCGCCAAGUUAAUGGAUUUCUGGCCUGAAUUUCUCCCAAGCAGUUGGGGUAGAGAGUUUGUCGCCGGGGGCUUUGGGGGCGUUGCCGGAAUAAUCUCCGGCUACCCUCUCGACACCCUCCGCAUCCGACAACAAAGCUCCAUCAGUACUGGUUCUGCUUUCAGCAUUCUCAGGCAUGUGAUGGCCAAGGAAGGACUCUGUACAGAGGCACGGCGGCUCCUUGGCCUCUCUCACUUUUCAGAUUAUAUUGACAAAGAUAGUGGUGAAAAAGGAGUUGUGAAGGGGAACUUGUUAUUCAAGACACAAGGAGCGAAUCCGGCCGAGAAAGCACCAGAGGUGUAAUUAUGGUGUAUGAGACACCAUCUUUUACGUUGCCUCUUAUUUUGGAUUAUACAAUGUAUCUUGUGCCAACUUAGGACAUAUCUUGUCUAUGGAGCAUGUAAACUUUAAUCCUUUUUAUUAAAUGCAUUUAUAUGUCCAAGAGGAUUAUGUCUAUCCCUUUUGA
Molecule: messenger RNA, 1090 nt
Organism: Prosopis cineraria
Lineage: Eukaryota; Viridiplantae; Streptophyta; Magnoliopsida; Fabales; Fabaceae
Product: mitochondrial arginine transporter BAC2-like
Exons: 3
Coding region: 598-927 (109 amino acids)
Source: RefSeq, a predicted model, not a curated record